AUGCACGGCCUCCUGCUCGCCGCAACUCUUUUGAGCUUGCCGUUCAAUGCGGUGGCGCAUGUUCCGCCUACCACUGGUCUUGUUCGCCGUGGGGUUGACUUGGACUCCUUCCGCUUGAAUGAAAGGUCACAGUUCAAGAUUUCGGAACAAGUUGAGAAGGACUCUGGUGUCUCGGCUCUCCAUUCCCGCAACUAUGUCGAUGUUGCUACCAGGCUUGUGAAGCGGGUUGCUCCAAAGGCGACUUUCCGCCUCGUCGAUGACCACUACAUCGGCGAUACUGGAGUCGGUCACGUUUAUUUCCGUCAGACCAUCAAUGGAGUCGAUGUUGACAAUGGUGACUUCAAUGUUAAUAUUGGCAGAAACGGAAGAGUCUUUUCCUAUGGAAAUUCUUUCCAUACCGGAGACGUCCCUGAGUCCAACUUGAGGGUGAAAGAGGACCCCUCUAAUCCCGUUCAAGCAUUGCACGGAGCUCUCAAAGCACUCAGGAUCCCAAUCAAGGCUGAAAGGGCGGUUGCGGAGGCCACCAAUGAGGAGGAUGAUGAAGAUUUUGUGCUCAAGGGGACUUCCGGAGCUCUCGCUGACCCUACAGCCAAGCUCGUUUAUCUCAUGAAGAAUGACGGGAGCUUGGCUUUAACGUGGAGAGUAGAAACGGAUAUCGGUGAUAACUGGCUUCUGACAUAUGUUGACGCAGAAGAUACCACAAAGGUUCACAAUGUUGUUGACUAUGUGGCUCAUGCAACCUACAAGGUCUACCGUUGGGGAAUCGCAGAUCCCACUGAAGGCGAGCUCGAGGUAAUCUCGGACCCUUGGAAUCUUCGAACAUCUGAAUUCACCUGGCAUGGCAACGGAACCACAAGGUUCUCCACGACUAUUGGCAAUAACGGAAUUGCUCAGUCGAACCCUACCGGAGGCAGUGAAUAUCUCAACAACUACCGUCCUCAACCCGCUGAUCUCAAAUUCGAAUAUGAUUACUCGCCAUCUAUGAAUCCCCCGUCAACUUAUAUCGAUGCAUCGAUCACUCAGCUCUGGUACUCAGCAAACACGUACCAUGAUCUUCUUUAUAUGCUAGGUUUCAAUGAACGGUCUGGAAAUUUUGAAACCAACAACAACAACCAGGGCGGAAAGGGAAAUGAUUAUGUGAUCUUGAAUGCUCAGGAUGGCAGCGGCACGAACAAUGCCAAUUUUGCUACUCCUCCUGACGGCCGACCAGGCCGCAUGCGGAUGUAUAUUUGGACCAGAGCCAACCCUCCUCGUGAUGUCUGUUUCGAGGAAGGCACUGUUGUUCAUGAGUAUACUCACGGCCUUUCCAACCGUCUCACUGGUGGUCCUGCCAACUCAAGGUGUUUGAAUGCCCUGGAAUCCGGUGGUAUGGGUGAAGGUUGGUCAGACUUCUUUGCCACAGCGGUUCGUCUCAAGCCCAAGGAUACACGUCACACGGAUUACCCCAAGGGCGCAUGGGUUGCCAAUAACCCGCGCGGUGUCCGACAAUACGUCUACUCCACCAACAUGACCACCAACCCGCUCGUUUAUACCACCGUAAACUCGCUCAAUCAAGUCCACGCUAUCGGCACUGUUUGGGCUACAAUUCUCUAUGAAGUUCUGUGGAAUUUGAUUGACAAACACGGCAAAAAUGAUGGGCCGACGCCUAAGUUCCGUAACGGUGUCCCGACCGACGGUAAAUAUCUCGCCAUGAAGCUUGUCCUUGACGGAUUGGCAUUGCAACCUUGCAACCCCAACUUUGUCCAAGCCCGCGACGCCAUUCUCGAUGCUGACAAGAUUCUCACCGGUGGUCGCAACCAGUGUGAGCUUUGGAAGGGUUUUGCGAAGCGUGAAUUGGGAACGGGGGCUAAAUGGGAUCCAAGAAAUCGCGUUGGCAGUACGCGAGUACCCGUUAUUUGUAGGAUCUUUACUUAG
Uncinocarpus reesii 1704 is the source of this 1914-nucleotide messenger RNA. RefSeq names its product extracellular elastinolytic metalloproteinase. NCBI's taxonomy places the organism in Eukaryota, Fungi, Ascomycota, Eurotiomycetes, Onygenales, Onygenaceae. The record is from RefSeq and is a predicted model, not a curated record. Gene Ontology annotation, molecular function: metalloendopeptidase activity; zinc ion binding. The transcript has 5 exons. Bases 1 to 1914 code for a protein of 637 amino acids.